Pseudophryne corroboree (corroboree frog) is the source of this 5074-nucleotide messenger RNA. It is a transcript of the gene PDE4D, whose product is annotated as phosphodiesterase 4D. Bases 1107 to 3119 code for a protein of 670 amino acids. Lineage: Eukaryota; Metazoa; Chordata; Amphibia; Anura; Myobatrachidae. The record is from RefSeq and is a predicted model, not a curated record. Gene Ontology annotation, molecular function: 3',5'-cyclic-AMP phosphodiesterase activity. The transcript is spliced from 15 exons. Gene Ontology annotation, biological process: signal transduction. Gene Ontology annotation, cellular component: cytosol; perinuclear region of cytoplasm; nucleus.
AGCCCAUUCUGCUGCAGAGCAAGAGUACAGAGCCAUAGAGUCUGCAAGAGUCCUGAGCUGCAACCAAGGCUGGAUACGGCACCAGAAGCAAGGUGAAUCCGUACCUAUUGUGCUGGAUAUAGACACCAACUUCUAACCUGUUAACCUGUUAGGAGCUGCCUCUCUGCAGCACUGAGAAGAGCAUUUUCAUGUACCAGAGUCUCAAGUGUAUUGACUUCUGCCAGGAAACAGCAGACAGCAUGAAUGGGAUUGUAACACUGGCAUGUGACUGACACCUAUGAUUUUCUUUUCCACCUUGCAGUUUUAUCAGAAGGCGUUAAUAUGGCUCUGAGAUAUGCAAAUGAUUGCAAGCAUCUAACAAGAUCAAUAGUUUAGUCAUUUUAUUGCAGGGGGAGUAGCCAGCCUGUAAUAAGGUCCAGCGUCAUGUAUGAAUGGGCACAUGACAGCACCUAGGAAGGCUUGCACUAAUAUGAACCUGGAUCUUUAAGAAGAAGCAACAUUUUAGAUUACAAAGCACUGUAGGAUCAAGGGUCAAGCAGGACCUGCUAUGACUAGCAUGAUUGCCUAUUUGCACCUUUCAAGGAAAAAUAUAGUUUACAUGGGCACAAAUGAGCUUGGAUUCUACAAAGGAGAGGGAAGAAGAUCUGCGCGGCAUUAUGGCAGAGCUAUUUCAAGUUGCACGUCUUUUUGAUAACUCCUCUGAGGCUUGGUUAGCCCAAAAGAUUGGUGUGACUAACCAUUUGGUGCAAUACAGGUCCACUUACUACCACACAAAGCAUUAAUGCCUGAGCUUCAGUUCGGAAACUUUUUUUUCAUAUUAUAUUAUUAUUUGUUUGUACAAUUAUUAUUAUUGUUAUCAUCAUCUUUGGCUGUUGUCUAUUUUUUUGCUUUUUAACUAACCAUUGUGGCAUAAAUGGAUGGACAGAUGCCUGUGAAACACUGUGAUCAUUUGUUUCUCACCUCCUGGACAUUACUGCACUCAUGGAAUACAUUACUGGCAAUAACCUAUGACUCUGGCAGCGUCGCUGUUAAAUUUUGGAUUAAAUCUCUUGAAAUUGUGAAGGAAAAAGAACGGCUGGGAAGUUAAUGUAGCCGGCCCCGUGAAAAUGAUGCACGUCAAUAAUUUUCCAUUUCGGAGACAUUCUUGGAUAUGCUUUGAUGUGGACAAUGGCACCUCAUCGGGACGGAGUCCCUUGGAUCCCAUGACAAGCCCAGGAUCAGGGCUGAUAUUACAAGCCAACUUUGUCCACAGUCAACGAAGGGAAUCCUUCCUGUACAGGUCAGACAGUGACUAUGACCUCUCCCCAAAGUCCAUGUCUAGGAACUCCUCCAUCGCUAGUGACAUACAUGGAGAUGACUUGAUUGUAACACCAUUUGCUCAGGUACUGGCCAGUCUGCGUACUGUAAGGAAUAACUUUGCUGCAAUAACCAACUUGCAAGAUCGAGCGCCCAGCAAAAGGUCAACAAUGUGUAACCAACCAUCCAUCAACAAAGCAAGUAUACCAGAGGAGGCCUACCAAAAACUGGCCAGCGAGACCCUGGAGGAGCUGGACUGGUGCUUGGACCAGCUGGAGACCUUACAAACCAGGCACUCCGUUAGUGAGAUGGCCUCAAAUAAGUUCAAAAGAAUGCUCAACCGGGAGCUCACCCAUCUAUCGGAGAUGAGCCGGUCUGGCAACCAGGUCUCGGAAUAUAUCUCAAACACAUUUUUAGAUAAACAACAUGAAGUGGAGAUGCCGACGCAGGCCCAGAAAGAGAAAGAGAAGGAGAAGAAGAAGAGGCCCAUGUCUCAGAUCAGCGGGGUGAAGAAACUAAUGCACAGCUCUAGUCUGACCAACUCCAGUAUCCCCAGAUUUGGCGUAAAAAGUGAAAAUGAAGACUCUCUAGCCAAGGAACUUGAAGAUGUGAAUAAAUGGGGCCUUAAUAUUUUUAAAGUAGCGGAAUAUUCUGGAAACCGACCUCUCACAGUGGUCAUACACACUAUAUUUCAGGAACGGGAUCUGUUGAAGACAUUUAAAAUUCCAGUAGACACCUUAGUUACAUACUUAAUGACUCUAGAAGAUCACUAUCAUGCGGAUGUGGCUUAUCAUAAUAACAUACACGCGGCAGAUGUUGCGCAGUCUACUCACGUGCUGCUUUCAACCCCAGCUCUGGAGGCUGUUUUCACAGAUAUGGAAAUUCUUGCUGCAAUCUUUGCAAGUGCAAUACAUGAUGUUGAUCAUCCUGGAGUGUCCAACCAGUUUCUUAUAAACACAAACUCAGAAUUAGCCUUGAUGUACAAUGACUCAUCGGUUCUGGAGAACCACCAUUUAGCUGUGGGUUUCAAGCUGCUGCAAGAAGAGAACUGUGACAUUUUCCAGAACUUGACCAAAAAGCAGAGACAAUCAUUACGGAAAAUGGUCAUUGACAUAGUACUAGCAACAGAUAUGUCAAAGCAUAUGAAUUUAUUGGCUGAUUUAAAAACAAUGGUGGAAACCAAGAAAGUGACGAGCUCGGGGGUCCUUCUUCUUGACAACUACUCGGACAGGAUUCAGGUUCUGCAAAACAUGGUACAUUGUGCGGAUCUCAGUAAUCCAACCAAGCCUCUGCAGCUAUACCGAGACUGGACAGACCGGAUAAUGGAGGAAUUCUUCAGGCAAGGAGACCGAGAGCGGGAGCGAGGGAUGGAAAUAAGCCCCAUGUGUGAUAAGCACAAUGCGUCUGUUGAAAAAUCACAGGUCGGCUUUAUAGACUACAUUGUUCAUCCAUUGUGGGAGACAUGGGCAGACCUCGUUCAUCCGGAUGCCCAAGAUAUUCUGGACACUUUGGAGGACAAUCGAGAAUGGUAUCAAAGCACAAUUCCCCAGAGUCCAUCCCCUGCCCCAGAUGAGCAGGAGGAAGGUAGACAAGGCCAAACAGAAAAAUUCCAGUUUGAACUAACACUGGAAGAAGAUGGGGAGUCUGACACAGAAAAGGACAGUGGCAGUCAAGUAGAAGAAGACACCAGCUGUAGUGACUCAAAGACCCUUUGUACACAGGACUCUGAAUCCACUGAAAUUCCACUUGAUGAUCAGGUGGAAGAAGAGGAAAGCCAGAUAGAACCUAGCGCAUUAGAAGGAGAGCAUUCUCCAGACACGUAACAGUGUGCAACGCUUUCUCUCUCUCUUUUUGUUAUGUUUUUGUUUUCUUUUUAUUAGAAAAUGGUUUCCAAAGUGCAUGAAACAUGCCGCAACCAUGCUCACACCUCACUUUCAUCUGCCAGGAUAUUUGUUGAUCAAAACUGACCUUAUUUACUCAGUUUGGCACUCAGGAAUAUUAACUGAAAUCCAUAACCACAGCAUUGAAAAGCUAACCGGUAAACAUUGUCAGACAAUUAAAAUCAUCGGCUACUCCAAAAGGUUUCUCGUGGAGUGACGAGAGCAGGAAAGACCACAUGGUUCUGCUUGCAAAGAAGAACAAGCAACAGCCGGAGUAAGAGAGAAGUAGUACUAGAGUGCUAGCCUUUUUUUUGCAACGGAAAGUGGAGAUGUGGAAUUUUAAGACACAUCACAGCUGGUAUAGCAUCGGGAUGGUGAGCUGUGGCGAUUACAUCAUUUUCUAAUUUUAAGUCUUCCUGAUUAAAUGACUGAAAAUAUAUAUAUAAAAAAGAAAAAUCUGCCGCUCAUUGGGCUGCAACAUCCUUUACAUUUUUGUAUCAUAUGUAAUUCAAUUUUGUUUUGUUUUUUUGUAGAGCUUACUUUUAUUAUUAAAUAUAUUGAGGUAUUCUAUUUAAAAAAGAAAAAAGAAAAAAAAAAAAAAGGUACAUUCAUCCACCACUGAUUUUUUUUCCAAAGAGUAACUUGCAAGUUUUCACUACAAGUAAUGUGCUACACUGGACAACUUCUCCGUUUUAUGGAUUUUUUUGCACCUUAGAAUUUCAUAGCAAUUGAUCGGACUCUAGUGAUCCAUUCUUUUAUAUGCUUGUACCUUUCUUAAAGACACUGUCUUGCAGGAAACCCUUUCAGUACAACUUAGUUUUUAAUCCUAUUUUAAUGUUCUGAUUAGCACAGAAAGAAUGCAUUGGCCACUUUCCAAUAUAUAGUGGAAGGUCACCCCCUCCGUCAUGUACAGUUCACCCCGUAUCAAUGUCUCAAGCCUCGCUAAACCACAAAAUAGGGAUAAGAUUGUCCAAGGUUUUGUGUGAUCUUAAAGCUCCAUGCUGUGUAUGUUACCUUAAAUGUAAUGCAAAGAUGUUUCAUACUGAAUGCCUUUAGCUGUGUUCCAUGUCCUAACCUAAUUGGCUUGUGUGCAAUACCAUAGAAAGUUGGAAAUAUGUUCUGCAAUGUUUUCUAGUCAUAUAACUGUAUCCUAUAGCUGUGAAAUUGUAGCAUACAGCUAUGGUGAUCAAUACAAUAUAAAUAUAUGUUAAUCAUAUGUUCAUUCACAGGUCUGAACAUCCGCAAUCAGCAACAUCACACUUAGCGUCCUGUAGUUCUUUCCAAUAGCAAAAUGCCUUUGAACACAUCAAGACCCAACAAAACUUAAAAUAAAAUAAAGUUCAGCAUUAGACAAAUGCCAUGUUCAUUCUAGAGCUAAAAAUAUUAAAAAAAAAAUUACAAAAUGAAUCUUUCUGCCUGUCUAAGCUUGCAGUGCUGAAGGAGCAGUGUUACUAGGAAAGCUUUUGGCACUAAAAUCAUCAGUUCUCUGUAAAACAAAAAUGCAUCAAAUUGCAUGCAGACUUAUCUUUUUGUGUAUGAUCUUGGCCAAAAAAAAGAAAUAUUUUUGACUAAAAAUACAAAAACAGAAAAAAAGCAAAAGCUCUUUAAAAAAGAAGAAAAAAAGAAAAGGAUUUCAGCCUUUGGCGUAGCCUUAAGUGUCUCUUACUUGUGUUUCACGCCUUUAAAAUAGUUUUUAUUUGAAAAGAAAACUUAGAAAAUGUCUCAUUCGCAGUCAAUACCUCCAGCAAAAUCUAUAUUGGUAAAUGCUUUUUAUAGCACCCACUGUGCUGUCCCAUAUGUAGAGAUUUCCCAUUUCACGUAUCAGUGAUGCUGUUCAUCUCUUUUCCUCCCCAUGGAGUGCCUGGAAUGUAACCAUUAAAAAAAAAAAAAAAAAAAAA